AAAAAAAAAAAAAAAGCAACUAAAAGCAAGAGAAGAAUCAUAUAUUGUUGAAUUGUGUGUACCACUUUGUGAAAUGUUAACAAUUCCACACCCCUCCUCAGGGAGCAAAUGAGGCCAGAGAGAGAUCAUUUAAACCCUUUGGUUUCAGAUCCCCUGCCCUACCCCAUGGUCUAGUGACCACCCUUCAAGAUGACUCAACGGCCUGGAACCCAUCCCCAAACCUGCCACUCCUGUUGGGUGCUCCUGCAAGUCUUCGGUAUUAAGGAAAAGCAGAGCCUUGGCUAUCAGACAGACUUGGUGUAGUCUGCUGAAAACAGCCCCACAAAGACGGCCAGGCCCUAAUCCCAGAACCUGUGAGUAUGUCACCUUCCUUGGCAAAGGGACUUUGAAGGUGUGAUUAGGUUAAGAAGGCCCUUGAGAUGAGGUCAUUAGCCUGAGCUGUCCAGGUGGGCCCAGGAGAAGCACAGAGGUCCUAUGAGAGGGAGGCCACAGGGUCAAAGGAGGAGAAAAGAAACUGAAGCAGAGACAGGAGAGAGAUUGCGCAAUGCUACAGAGCUGGCUCUGAACAUGGAGGAAGGGGCCACAAGCCAAGGACUGCGGGGGCUCCAGCAGGUACAAAAGGCGAGGAAAUGGCUUCUUCCCUAGAAGCUCCAAAAGGAACCGGCCCAACCAUGACAUGGGGCUUCUCACCUCUAGAAUUAUAAUUAAGUUGUGUUAUUUUAAGCCAUUAAAUUUACAGUAAUUCAUUACAAGCAGCAAUAAGAAACUCCUGUCCUUGGGCUCCCAUCCCAGCUCUUGCUCUCGCUGCCUUGGUCUCCUCAUUCAUAAAUAGGAGGAAGGGGCACUUGCGAUGGACAAGGGCCUCUCUGGCUCUCUCUGGCCCCAGGCUGUGACAAUGCCAAACGUCCAGCAGCACCCAUGUGGCGUGUGGAGGAUGCAGGCACCAGUGCACUUCCCCAUUUGCUCUGGAGGCGAGGCGAGGAUCCGGCCUGACCUUGACUCUGCUGCACUGGGAGGAGAUGAGCAGAACCCCAGCCACUUCCAGAGUAACAAGCAGCCACCCUGCACAGCUUUCUCUUUUGCUCGCACCACUUCCUCCUCGGCUUCCUGACUCAGCUGGGGGAUGGGACAGAGGCGGGCUGGCCUGGGCAGCCCAGAGGACUCUCAUCCAGCCCCUCAGCGCCACCAUGAGUGGGUCCCGACUCCCAGGCCCAGACAGGGGUGCUCCUGAACCCCUCCUGGAUGACCUCAUCGGCUACUACACGGACAGGGCAGAGGAGGGCCAGCUCAGGGUCUGCAGGCAAGCAGCCCUCAUCCGCAGGGCCCAGCAGCUCCUGGGCAUGCGGGCCCCGCCCCAGCUCUGUCUGCCGGAGGAUGUGGCCCCUGACCUGGAGCCCCCUCACUCGCAGGGGGCUCCCAGCUCUGCCCAGCACAUCUGCCACAAACUGGUGCGCGCACUGGAAUUCCUGGAGCUGAUCUCUGUCAACCUACUUCUGUCUCCCGGGAGGAAGGAAAUCAGGUCCCUGAAGACAUACACGGGGAAUUUUGCCUACUGGGUGCGGCCCGUGCUCUCCGAACACACUCUGCACGCGGCCCUGGGCAGGCUGGGCUACAGGGCCACCUCCAAGGCCGAGUUUUCACUGGUCCAGGCCGCCAGCGAGGAGGACACCAAGCAGAUGGUGUUUGAGAUCUUCCUGACCAGAGUCGCGUGUGAGGCUGUUCUCGGAACCUUGGGCGGACCCGUCCUCAGCGAGAAAGUGGCUGGGCGCCAUCGCAGGCCCAGCCCGGGGAGAGGGCCGGCGAAGACCCGCACCAGCCUCCGGGAGGCCCGGCCAAGCCUGAGCGCCCCCGCAGGGAUGGGGACGGACAGGACCCGGGCGGAAGGCGCUCAAGGUCAGGGCGCCCUGCCCAUGGCCUGGAGCCCGCCUGAGGUCCCAGUAGCCCCCCACAGUCCCCUCCCCGGCCCCCUGGUCCCUUUGGGCCCCUGGCGCCGUGCCAGCACACGCUCGGACAGCGAGGAGUUUCUGACCUGCUAUAGCGACCUCAUCCUGCACCAGACGCCCCUGUUCCCCGGGGACUGGUCCCCGAGCAGCCUGAAGGAACAGCAACUCCAGGGCCCAGCCCAGGCACCCGGCCCUCCUUUAGGGGAGGCAGCCACCACUUCAUGUAGCAGUGGCAAGCAGUUCCUGGUCCCCAGCGCAGCUCCUGAGAGCGAAGGGGUCACCAUUCGCGGGCAGCUCUGCCUGAGGCCAGGCCCCCAGUGGUCUGAGCAUUCCUUGGCCCCAAAGCCAGAAGCACAGACGGAGCCAGCCGCCCCUGGCACGUACGAUGCCCUUCCACACGCUCCUCCUGAGAUGGACCAGCUCUGUGAGCUCCUCGCCCACCUCCUCACACCCCCAAGUCCAGCAGACCGGCUCUGGGGACCCCGGGGCCCUGGGGUUGAUGAGAACAAACAACCACAGCCUCUCGUGGGGCGAGAGGCAGCCAGUGAAGGUGGCAGCCCAGACAGGGUCACUCAGCUCUGGAGGGCUCCCGAGGCCUCCUCCCAUGUACGAGAGCCCCCCAGUACUCACUAUGUCCCCCUGGAGGGGCCAGUUCCCACGCGAGGAUACUGCACGAGCCACAGCAGACACCUGGACUAAGCCGACUGCUUUCCCGCCAGAAAGGUGACCCUUUGGAGAGGUAACCCCUUGGAAAGGUGGCAGAUCCAGGACUACAGCAGGGGAGACAGCAGCCAAGGCCACAGCUUGUCAGGCACGGGACCAGGCUGCAGAUCCCACCUGGUCUCAGGUCCCAGACCUGUCACCUACAGACUGUGUGACUUUGGGCUUCUCACGCCACCUAAGCCCCGUUUCCUUCUGUAAAGUGGACGUGGUGUCAGAUCUACUUCACAAGAGGCUGGGAAUAGUUAGUGAGGUGAGGUGUGCACAGCAACAACCUUAGCGGGGCUUCCUGUCCCCUUCACCUCCCAGCUCAGUGUGUGACCUUGAACAAGCCAUCCUGCAUCUCUGAAUAGCAGUUUCCCUUGGCAUCCUUAAGGCAUCUGUCACAGGGCAGAUUGAGAGAGAGCUGUGUAGACCACCAGCCAGGUAAUACAUCCUUAAUCCAUUUAGGGUCCCCUGUCGGCCUCCCUUUGCUCUCUGCUAACUUCUGAUUAACAGAGAACAAGGCCCAGCUAGAGCCCAGGGUUAGCUCACAGGCCUGCUCUAUACCCAGGGUUGGGGCUCCACCCUCUGGGCUGCCUGGAGCGGGGCCCCCCUCCACAGCCUCUCCUGCCCCCAUAUGCACACAUGCAUGCACACUUGUGCACGCGCACGCGCGCACACACACACUUUCCUCAUGGGGGCCCCAAGAUAGACCGUCCUUGUCCUCCAGCCAAAACCCUCUCUCUUGGGGUAACAGGGCCAGCCCCUCAGCUUCGCAUCUUUGAAGUGGGGAGGAUGGCCCCUGCCUCCCAGGCCAGUGGUGAGCAAUAAAAGUUACAUCAGUAAAGGCCCCUUUGGAGUAUACAGAAGGUGCUUAAUAAAUGGUGCCUGCCUUGCUCUCCCCAGAGCUGAGCAUAUGACUCCGCCAUUUUCAGUCCCUAAAGAUUAAAGGGGACCACACGUGGGAAGGAUUUAAGGGGCACCAGCCCCACUUCCCUCCCAGGCAGACAGAGGGCCAGCCCCCACACAGGCUUUUUGAGACAAAUCAGGAAGCAGUCUGCACUGGGGAGAAAGGGGUGUACUGGUCACCCAACCACCCCUCCACCCACUUGCCUAUCCAUCUACCCACCCACCCAUCCAUCUACCCACCCACCCAUCCAUCAUCCAUCUAUUCCAUCCAUCCUCCCAUCCAUCAUCCAUCCAUCCAUCCAUCCUUCCACCCACCCUCUCAUGAAAAUUACCCAGCACAGCACCCAGCAGUUGUCACUCAAGCUGGUGAGCUGUCAAUGUCGGGCUGGUGGGGGGUGAGGCAGAGGGCGUCAGGAACCUUAGAAGGGAUGAAGACCCGGGAACCAUGGCAACCAGGGCUUCUCCUCAGGGCAUCUAGUCCUGGAUCUGACCUGCAGCCCGUGACUAUU
Molecule: messenger RNA, 4063 nt
Organism: Sus scrofa (pig)
Lineage: Eukaryota; Metazoa; Chordata; Mammalia; Artiodactyla; Suidae
Cellular component (GO): cytoplasm
Source: RefSeq, a predicted model, not a curated record